CAUCAUCCUGCUGCCGUCUGCUCUGUGUUCUCACCGUAAACCUGUUAGACAUCAUCGCUUGUUCCUCAGGAACGUCACCGCUUACCUGUCGGCAUGGCGAUGUCAACAUUUCAGAAGGUGACCCUCGCGACGUGUCUCGUGCUAUGCGUCGCUCUGCUGCUUCCCAAAAUGCUGUUAUCGCGAGGGAGGAAGGAUGCUGCGGAGCGGCCGGAGGGUCCAGGUCGCCUCCCUCCAAUGAUGCACCGGCAGAUAGCCCCGGAGGGUCGAGGCCAGAGGGCAGCAGGUUCUGGCUUCUCCAGAGCCCACAACCCAGAGGCCAUAGCCAGGGCGAAGGGAGCAGGAACGGGGGCAGGAACCGGGGGCAAAUCCAACCUGGCAGGACAGAUCAUCCCUGUGUACGGCUUCGGGAUCUUACUCUACAUCCUCUACAUCCUGUUUAAGAUCACAUCUAAGGGGAACAGCAAACCGUCAGAGGGCAGGUUCCCGUCAGUUCGGUCUGAGAACAUGAAGAGAAAGAUCACUGACUUUGAGUUGGCUCAGCUGCAGGAGAAACUGAGGGAAACUGAGCUGGUGAUGGAAAAUAUUGUUUCCAACGCCCACCACAGUCCUGACAGGGUGAAGGGGGUGACGGCGGAUCAGGAGGAGAGUCUCCUGCAGCAGCUGACGGAGAUAACUCGGGUGAUGCAGGAGGGCCAGCUGGUGGACGACGUGGCUCCGGAGAAGAAGACCCAGGACGACUGGGAAGAUUAUCCGGAGGAGCCUCAGCAGUACUGGGAACAUUCCUGCUGCUGUCAGCACAGUCAGCAGCACCACAGUCCACAUGUGGAGACGGAGGCUGAGAGGACGCAAACUGACGGAGCCGACCUGGAAAACCCUCCUGAGGACGUUACGGGUGGAGGAGAGGCUGAGGAGGCUCUGAGCGAAGAUGCUGUGAGAGAAUCUGAUUUCGCAGGAGUGAGUGAAGAGGACGCGGGGCCAGAGAGUGAUUUAGCCGUAAAUGAGAUGGUGAACGUCCUUGAACACAAGGAGGGAGGGGGUAAAAUCGAUCUGGGUGUCCCAGAGGGCGACCUGGCCGGGGUCCUGGAGGAGCUGGAGCUCUCGCUGAAGAUGACGUCCGUGAUGGAGCAGGAGAAGAUGGAGGACUUCGGCGAGUCGCCGCGGACGGGAACCUCCUGCGGCGCGGUCAGACGGCGGAACAAGAGGAGGAGAGCAAAGAAAGCCUCACACUGACUUCCAACAUGGCGGCAUACAAACUGAGCCUGGGCCCAGUGUUCGCGAAGACGGCUCCUCUCGUCACAUGGGUCGAGGCAUGAAAGAUGGUGAAUGCAUGAAAUCGUCUGACCGGCCUUGUUCAUCUUUACUUGAAGUGAAUAAGUGAAAAAGUGUGUGUACAGGGCAGAGUUUUAUAACACUAAUAUCAGUUUCAUCCAUUGGCUGAAAAUGGAGUAAGGAUACUUUAUGGUCUUAAAAAAUGAGAUAUUUCUUAAGAAUAAACAGGGGCCUCAUUUAAAAAACGCUAAUACCGGUGUGCUUAAUGUAUAACUUAUUUUUUAAAUUUAACUUUAGAGAUGCCACCAGGACUCUUAGCUCAAGACUCGAUGUAAAAAUGUGCUCAAAGGUAGACGCCCUGUCUGUGAACAAACCCAGCAUCGGUAGAGUACUUUCCUCUCAGUCGGCCUCUUUUCCUGUAAAAUGAUGUGAAGUCAUUCACAUCAAGUGCUUCGAAUUUAGAAAUGACCAGCAAACAGGACUGGAUCAGACCACUUCACACCAGAACUGAGUCACUGUAGCUCAGAUCAGGUCGCAUUCAGAAGAAGUCACGAGGGCAGGAAUGUGUUGAUGAAUGCUGGAUCAGCACUGAGGAGGUUUUAUCACAGUGGUUAAUGGGACUAUCAGACUAUAUGUUAAACUCACAGUUUAAACUAGUAAUUAUUAUUGGACAUAAACUCCACCUGUGUUCUCACCAUUGUUUGUGAUGGAGAAAUCUUGUCUUCUGUACUGUACUAAAUGAACACCAACCUGCUGUCUUGU
This is a messenger RNA of Chelmon rostratus (copperband butterflyfish), 2031 nucleotides long. RefSeq names its product RIC3 acetylcholine receptor chaperone b (gene ric3b). NCBI's taxonomy places the organism in Eukaryota, Metazoa, Chordata, Actinopteri, Chaetodontiformes, Chaetodontidae. The transcript has 6 exons. Gene Ontology annotation, cellular component: intracellular membrane-bounded organelle; neuron projection; neuronal cell body. The record is from RefSeq and is a predicted model, not a curated record. Gene Ontology annotation, biological process: synaptic transmission, cholinergic; protein localization to cell surface. The coding region runs from base 94 to 1230 and encodes 378 amino acids.